AUGGGCUCCGCUGCUUCGAAGCCUGCGAGAUCUGCUGCAGGCGCAGCUUCGCGCCGCCAAUACCCUAAACAGCCUCCGCCUCCUCCAAGGGAACCGGCGCCGGCACCCAAAGCAACAAAAGCGCCCUCUCCGACAUCUACGCCCACGCCUCCAUCCCCUUCUCAAGCACCAGCUCCUGCGCCCGCCACCAUGUCCCAAGGACCGAUAUAUCACAGCUCAGAGCAGGCAUCGCAAGUGAAAUCUAGUGCAAUCGACCUCGACGGCCGCGACCCCGACUUCGCCGCCUCCCUCCGCUCCAUCGGCCCCGUCAACCCCUCGCCCACACACUCCAACUCCAGCACCUUCAACCGCCCAGGAUCCAUGCAGACCAUCUUCCCGCAGUCCUCCAACCCCGCACUCCUCGUCAUGACCGCGCGCCAGCGAGUGGCCAAGGCUGUCGCCGAAGAGUCUGACCAACUUGGGCGCCAGAGCUUUAAUGGCCGACGGUUCGUCGAUGCGCUGACGCUCCAGCAGGCGCUGACGAUGCGCGAUCGACAGAAGAUGCCGCGCGCGGAGAUUGAGAAUAUUCUGCGUCUUCAGCCGGGGGUUAUGGAUCGGUUGGGGAUGGAGGGCUUGGUGUCGCGGGUAUGA
Messenger RNA from Penicillium alfredii, 630 nucleotides. RefSeq lists its product as uncharacterized. The record is from RefSeq and is a predicted model, not a curated record. The transcript has 2 exons. The coding region runs from base 1 to 630 and encodes 209 amino acids. NCBI's taxonomy places the organism in Eukaryota, Fungi, Ascomycota, Eurotiomycetes, Eurotiales, Aspergillaceae.